Molecule: messenger RNA, 936 nt
Organism: Fusarium venenatum
Lineage: Eukaryota; Fungi; Ascomycota; Sordariomycetes; Hypocreales; Nectriaceae
Source: RefSeq, a predicted model, not a curated record
AUGGCUACAAAGACUGAGACAAUUUCUCAUUCAGUAUUCAACAAUAAUGGCUGUUCUUCUACACAUUUGUAUCUACCUCCCGAUUAUGAAGUAACCGAAGCCAUCGAGCUAUCCCCCAUCUCACCAGCAUCCUGCUCCACAAACUCUCUCCCCGAUUACACAGACAUAUACAACAAUAACACUUCGAAUCCCGAAGCAACUGACUUCUAUCCUACCAAACAACUUCAGAUCCAAGCAUCCGGAUUACCUCUCAUCAGGCUGCCUUUACCCCCACAGCCAGAUCCCAUCUACAUCUUCAAUGUCGCACCAACAGGAGACAUAGAGGAAGCAGAAUACGUCUCUAUUCGACCAGCUCGUAAUUCAGGAUCAUGCUUCCUAGCCCGAGCAAACGAUUGCGCACAAAUACCACUUUGCACGACGACAUAUCGCUUUGGACCAGGUAAACCUCCCAAGAUCCGUCUCGAAACAGAAUCACAGAACGGAAAAACAGAGGAUAUAGAGAUCAGUUGCAAGGGAGUCUUGACCCGUAGCGUAGUUAUGCGAACUCAUCUCAAUACCUUCGAAUGGCGAUAUAGUUCCCGCGCUGAGCGUCGUGCCGUACAAACCUCUGUUGGCGAGCAAGUCGACUGUUUGCUCAUUCUCGACCAGGUGAUCAAGGUAGCUGUCGCAGGUGGGAAACAAGAGGAGCGAAGACGAAAGGUUGGACAAUUUGUGCGAAGCAGUGGACUUCGUACUCCCGGUUCUAAGAGAAGUACUGCUGGAAAUGGAGGGCGACUUAUGCUUGACCUGCGUGAGUGGAUGGACAGAAAGGAGGAACGAUCAGAGAUGGAAAUCCUUGCCACGGCAAGCUGUGUGUCUAUGUUGAAGAAGGAGGUUGACAGAAGGAGGAUGCAUCAGGCUAUGGCGAUCAUGGGAGGUGCUUCUGGUGGCCCCUAA